This is a messenger RNA of Trypanosoma conorhini, 381 nucleotides long. RefSeq names its product microtubule-associated protein. Lineage: Eukaryota; Euglenozoa; Kinetoplastea; Trypanosomatida; Trypanosomatidae. Gene Ontology annotation, molecular function: microtubule binding. The annotation marks the transcript as partial. The record is from RefSeq and is a predicted model, not a curated record. The transcript has a single exon.
AUGAACGAGGCUUCCAGAAACGGCACGAUCAACCUUCACACCGAGUACCAAGAACAGUUCCAGUUCCGGCAUCUACCAAGAGAGCUGUCACCACCACCAAGAAAUCCUUAUACAAUGACGCCCACAAAACAAUACUACACGAAGGCAGCAAAGGACGCCUACAAGCCGGUCGACCCCUCGGCGUACAAGCGCGAGAGGCCGCUGGAGGAGGAGGAAGAGGUGGGCCCGCGCCACGUUGACCCCGACCACUUCCGCUCCACGACGCAAGACGCCUACAAGCCGGUCGACCCCUCGGCGUACAGGCGCGAGAGGCCGCAGGAGGAGGAGGAAGAGGUGGGCCCGCGCCACGUUGACCCCGACCACUUCCGCUCCACGACGCAA